AUGGAUAUUUCUAAUGAAGUGACAGCGAUUGAGGAUGAGUUGAAUGAGAAGGAGCAUGAUUUGGGAUUUGGGGGUAAAAAUAAAUCUUUCCGGUAUCCUGAUUUUGUAUGUAGCCACAAUUCUCAACGUUUAUACAUCGAUGGUUCUUCGAAGUUUGGGUUUGUACAUUAUUUUAUGAAUAAUGUUAAGAUAGUGGUUAAAGAUGAAAUAUCUGAAUGUCCUGAUUUAAAAUCAUUUCAGAUAUUUAAAGACUGCUUCUUUGUUAAUCAAAAUUCAAAUUUAGAAAAAUACUUUGAUAUUGAAGUAUUGAAUAAAGAGAAUCACAAAAUAGAUGAUAAUGAGGGAACGUCAAUGUUAAGUGAUAUAACAAUGACACAAUUCAACUUCCCAGAUUUAACAAAUGAAAAACCAACCCACGUUCAACUUUUCCCCAAAGUUAUUAACAUAAGAUAUUCUUCCGGUAAAAAAAAUAUUCUAAGAUUGCUAAUUAACCAUCUCAACUGUUUAAAAUCACUAUUUGAAAAGAAGAAUAAACAAAUAGUUGCGAAUUUAUUUUUAGAUGUUAAAAGAAUUUUACAAUCAUACGUUGAAAUUGUAAUCAAAGAUGUGGUAAUAAAAUGGAUGCAAUGGUUAAUAAUAAUCCAGAAUAAGGAUUUAACGAAAAGGAGUUCAUACAGAAUCUUAUGUAAAAGAAUUAAUAGUUUGUUUUGGCGUCGAUAUUUUUGCAUGAGAAGUUCCUCAACAGAUUCAAUAACUUCAUUCAGUAAUCGUCUGCAUAGAAAUUUUCGAGAACAAAAUGUUAAAGAAAGAUCGAUUAUAUUUGCUGUGUGGUGGGAUGAGGUUAACGAUAUACUAUUAUUUAACAACGGUAUUUCAAUGCAAACUAGUGACAAAAGUAAAGAAGAAAAUAUAGUCGUAGCUUCACUGGGCCUGAUUUUAGAAGAUACAGAUAAAAACCAAGAACCAGAGAACAAAUUAUUAUUAUUUGUCAACAUGGCAAUCAUGGAAUGUCUUAAGCAAGAGUUGAAUCGAUACUAA
Molecule: messenger RNA, 1038 nt
Organism: Tetrapisispora phaffii CBS 4417
Lineage: Eukaryota; Fungi; Ascomycota; Saccharomycetes; Saccharomycetales; Saccharomycetaceae
Gene: NDJ1
Product: Ndj1p
Exons: 1
Coding region: 1-1038 (345 amino acids)
Source: RefSeq, a predicted model, not a curated record